AUGGCUAUGGCUAUGGCUAUGGCUAUGGCUAUAACUAUGGCUAUGGCUAUGGCUAUGGCUAUAACUAUGGCUAUGGCUAUGGCUAUGGCUAUGGCUAUGGCUAUAGCUAUGGCUAAGAGUAAGGCUAAGGCUGAGAAUAAACCUAAAGCUUAUGCCAUGUCUUCAAGUUUUGAUUUAUUAGGUUGUCCGGAAAGUUCUGCAAUAUUUGAGUAGGUAAACUUUGAAAAAUCAGGAAAAAUUUAUUUCUUGACGGAAAGAAAAAAAUUCUUUUUUUUGUUUGUUUGUUUGUUACCUAAAUUAUUCAAAAAGGUAAGUUACAUAACUUAAUUUCAUUUUUUUGUAUUGUUUUAGGUAUUAGAAAAAAAUCGAGAAAUCUCGCGUGCGCGUGAUUAUAUGGAAUGAAUUCAAACGCGGAAAUACUGCGGCAGAAACCUUCAGAAUCAUAAACGAAAAUGAGGGUAAGAAUGUUGUGAGUUAUUCUACGGUGACCAGAUGGUUCGCAAAGUUUCGUGUGGACGAUGAGAAGCUUGAAGACAAACCACGUGCAGGAAGACCCAGCAAACUUGACAAAGAUGCCCUGAGGUGCAAGAUUGAAGAUGACCCACAUAUUACAAUCCGGGAGUUAGAAGAUUUACUAAACUGUGGAAAAAGUACCAUUGGUGAUCAUUUGAAGGCAAUGGGUAUGGUCAAAAAGUUGGACAAAUGGGUGCCUCACAAUUUGACUGAUCUGCAAAAAGCCAAGAGACGAUGUGCUUCCGAAAAGCUUCUGCAACGCUGCAAAAACGAAGAAUUCUUGGAUCGAAUUGUAACUAUUGACGAGAAGUGGAUCUCGUUUAACAAUACUAGAAGAUCUACAAGUUGGUGUAAGCGUGGAGAAGCUCCUAAGCACGUUCCGAAGCCAGAAUUGCACGAAAAGAAGCUUAUGGUGACUGUCUGGUGGUGUAGCUCUGGAGUGAUCCAGUACGAUUUCAUGAAACCUGGCCAAAGUAUUACGGCCGACACCUACUGUGCCCAGAUUGACAAACUGCGACACAAUCUUCCAACAAUGGUCAGAAGGAGGGGUCCGAUCAUUCUGCAGGAUAACGCACGGCCACAUGCUGCAAAGAAGACCGUGGCAAAAUUCAGGGAACUGGGAUACGAAGUCUUGGAGCACCCUCCUUAUUCUCCAGACUUGGCUCCAACGGACUUUCACCUUUUUAAACACUUGUCUUCGUUUCUUAAUGGAAGAAUCUUCAAAACUCCAGACGAUGCCAAGAAUGCCUUCAAGAACUUCAUCAACUCCAGAUACCCGGAAUUCUACAAUCGUGGAAUAAAAAAGCUUGUAAAUCGUUGGCAAGACUGUAUUGAUUCAGACGGUAAUUACUUUGAUUGAUUGUAGUUGUUAAUUAUAUUGUUAUUAUUGUUAGUUCAAAAGUGAAAAAAUAUUGCAGAACUUUCCGGACAACCUAAUAGAUGUUCAUGUCAAUUUGGCGAGUUAGGUUGCAACCGAACUAUUCUGAUGAAUUGCGUUAUGGAUAAACUGCUUGAUACAAAAGACUACCUAGAUAUUCUUAAUUGUAUACACGGAUUGCGAUGGAAGCCCGAUGACGUUGCAGAGAGAUGUUUUCCGUCACAUCCAUCAAAAGAUGAGUGGGUUAAUAUAAGAUAUUAAAACAUCUCAAAUUUUUUAUUGUUUUGAAUACUUACCCUAUCCCAUAUUACCCUAUCCUAUCUUAUACUGCCCUACCCCACCUGCCUUACUUUUCUCUAUCUUUGUAUUUUAUAAAAUACCACCUAAAUUGGGAUUUGUAGGUUCUUGCAAUGCUCAGAAUCAAAGAAAGGACGUCAGUUGCUAGCCGAAGCUGGCGAACGUACUCCAACUCCUCUCGUAGAAGUUCCACUGGUGAUUAUAAACGGCAAACGGAAUGAAACCAACCUUUACCAUUUUGAAGAAUUUGUUUGCGACGAAUUAGCAGAGCCUAAACCUGAUGAAUGCACAAAGAGUUUGUGAACCUUUGACUUAAGUAAUAAGACUUUUCAAGAUUGUUUUGGAAUUGAAUAAAAGUUGUCAUACUUAUCGACCAGCUGUGUCUUUAAUGCUAGGUAGCAUUAACCUUAGCUUUAGCCUAAGCUUUAGCCUUAUCUUUGGCCCUAAAUUUUCAAUUUGGGCUGUUCUGACCUGUAGCCCAUAUUUUUAAGUUUAGCCUUAGUAAAUGCCUUAAAUUGAGCUAGAGGUUUAACCUUAUUUUUAGCUUUUAUCUUAGCUUUAACUUUUAGAUAUAGGGUUUGGUACAUUUGUAGACAUAGCUUAGUCUUAUCUGUAGCCACAGCUUUAGCUUUAGAUAUAAGCUUAGUUUGAACUGGUGUGGGUUAGUUUUAGCUUUAGCCGUUUAGAUUAAGGGCCAGGUCUUCAAGUUAAAGGUCGGGUCUUCAAGUUAAAGGGCCAGGUCUUCAAGUUAAAGGUCGGGUCUUCAAGUUAAAGGGCCGGGUCUUCAAGUUAAAGGGCCAGGUCUUCAAGUUAAAGGUCGGGUCUUCAAGUUAAAGGUCCGGGUCCUCAAGUUAAAGGUCCGGGUCUUCAAGUUAAAGGGCCGGGUCUUCAAGUUAAAGGGCCAGGUCUUCAAGUUAAAGGUCGGGUCUUCAAGUUAAAGGUCCGGGUCCUCAAGUUAAAGGUCCGGGUCUUCAAGUUAAAGGGCCGGGUCUUCAAGUUAAAGGUCCGGGUCCUCAAGUUAAAGGUCCGGGUCUUCAAGUUAAAGACCCAGGUUUUAAAACUAAAAAUGGCAAAUUUACUAAAUACAAAAUAAAAUGUUUUAAAAUUCACCAUCCCUUUAUAGUAGUAAAAAAUUUCAAGAAAUUCCGCUUUUAAAAAUAAUUUUAGACCAUCACCAUAUCAAAAUACAAUUUUUAUAAUCAAAACCACACUAGAAAACAUACUUACAUAUCACUUUUUACCUAGUAUCGUGCAGCAUGGUAGUCCCGUCCCGCAUUUUUGAAACCGACCUCUCUCCAGAAAAGAUUUUGACCCGAAUGAUUUUUUUUCGAAAUGACCAAAUUUUGUCACCGAUAUAUUCGAAAGUUCAUGUUCCAAAAGAUUUUUCGCUAUUUUUUAAAUUUGAAUAAAAAUGGGUUGGGUCCUAUACUUCCAGGAUUGGUUGGGUCUUAUUUUUCGCAUUUGUGGGUCUUAUACUUCUUGAGCGCCGAAGAUUUUAAUAAAAACAAUAUAUUUUAGAUCCACAGAGAUGCAAGUGAAGUAGUGAAUGUAACUUUGUUCAUUGAAGCCCAAUGCAGUGAUACCACAAAGUUUCUGUUUGAACAAUUCUUACCUGUUUGGCAUAAACUUGGUCAACACAUUGCUUUAGAAAUUCUACCAUAUGGAAAAGUAACGUGUCAACAAGUCCGAGGAGAUUAUAAGUAUGGUUUUUACAACUUCACCUUAUUUUUGAGCUUUAUAUUACAUCAUUUGUAGUCAUUUUACUUCCUUGGUUUAGCCAUCCUUAGCCCUACUUAAGUCCUACAGUGUUUCCGGCUUAAACGUUCUGGCCUAACCACGGUCUUAACCUAAUGUUAGCCCUAUUCUAUACUCUAACUCAGGGUCAGGCGUUGAGGGGGUAGGGGCCCCUCUCCCCAAAAAAAAAUCGAAAAAAGUUGAACGUGGUUCCCACGGUGGAUUUUUUCGACCACCGCCCCCAGACCAAAAGUCCCCGCCCGGCCCUGCCCUAACCACAUCUUAACCCUGCACUAGUCUAUGCUUAACCUUGCCGUUUAUCUAUCCCAUAACAGGUAUACUCCGUUUCUAGUACUACUAAUAUAAUCUAAAGUAGCUUUGACCGAACCUUUCCCUAGCAAUCGUAUGCUUAGUAUGCCUUUUUUUAUUUUUACUAUGAUUAUCAUGUACUAAUGUGUCUUUACUCUAACUUACACUAUAACUUAUCUUGCCCAAGUCCUAGCAAAACGGUUUAAAGAAGUUACAGUAGAUAAACAAAAUAUUUGUUUUAACUUUUAGAUGUACUUGUCAACAUGGAGAAGAUGAAUGUGAGUUGGAUAGUUUAGCAAAUUGUAUCUUGAACAACCCAAAACUAAAACAUCUUGUAGUACCAUUAAUAAUCUGUAUUCAAGGUACCGCUAAUGUUAAAGCGGCCGCCAAGAAGUGUUUACGUUAUCCUUUUAUGAAUGCGUAAGUACUACAAUAUUAUCAUACCGUGGUAAAACGACUAUCAUACCACGGUAAAACGACUUGAGUAUAGUUGUAAAAUGACUAACGCAAGCCUACUAUUGCGUUUAAAAACUAUUUUAACUAGUUAAGGUAUGAAUAUCAAUCAAAAUUUUUAACUUUAGAAUGGCACGAUGUGCUACGUCAAAUGAAGGAAGAACGUUACUGGCAGCAGCUGGCAACAGAACCUAUCACUACACACGCGGCAAUGAUCUUUUAGAGGUCCCAACAGUAGCAAUAAACGGCAUUCCAAACGAUUAUGCCCUAAGGAAUUUGGAGGAUACGGUUUGUAGUAACAUGAAUUCUGUACAGAGAGAAGAACUUUGUCAAGUAAAUUGAGCUGCAAUGUAUAAUACUUGAAGAACAUAAACCUACUACAUUAAAAUCUUUUGCCUUGUAGAAAGAAAACAUUCCGAUUACUAGCCUCAGCUUUAAAAUUAGCCUGAGAAGUUAGCUUUAGCCUGAGCUUAAGAUUGAGCUAGAGCUAGAGCUGGAGCUAGAGUCUGAGCUAAACUCCGUGUUAAGGCUAGACCCUAAGAAAGAAUCUGAGUUACCGCUUGAGCUAGAGCUUGAGCUUAAGUUUGAGCUUGAGUGUAAAUCUGAGCCUGAGGGCCAAAACCUGAACUUGAGCUUAAGCUUGAGCCUAAGCCUGAGGGGAGCCUGA
Bursaphelenchus okinawaensis is the source of this 4850-nucleotide messenger RNA. Lineage: Eukaryota; Metazoa; Nematoda; Chromadorea; Rhabditida; Aphelenchoididae. The record is from the annotation of a GenBank genome assembly.